UGAUCCUUCCUCCAUGGUUUUAUGUUUUAUGUGUAAAAAAAAGAUUGUUGGUGCAGCAAAGCAGAGCAGAGCAGAAAAUAACAUUUAAAGCGUAAUUUCUAAAAGAACAUUAUAAGAUUUUAUUACUUUAGUCAUGUUUACAUAAUUUUUAAAUAUUUUAAAGUAAAUAACCAUGGAAAAAAAUCAAUUAAGCCCUGGUAAAGGAGGUCCAGCAAACAAUUUUGCUGGUGAUAACGACGAACCUUAUCCAAGUCUAUCAGAUUACCACGAUUAUGAGCCUAAUCUAGAAUUUGAUGACUCUGAAUUACAACAGUCGCCAAAUGUUAUAGCCCAAACAGUUGGUAUGAUCCAAGUCGAAUCGAACAGCAUGGGUUCUCCGAUAUCCGACUUCACCGAUGAUAACUUCGAAGAAGAAUUGGCGGAGGCGUGCGAAGAGAAUUUAGACAGUUUGAUGUUCUGCUCGACGUCCUAUCCGGAGGUCGGCGAUACGGCGCCCGAAAAAUUUUCUGAAAUUUCCCGAUACGGUAUAGUCGAUGUGAAGGGCGACGAUUCGGACGGAAGGAAGAUCAUCGUCGUGUAUGCUUGUAAAUUGCCUCAGAUUAAGGAAAUCGAUCAUACUUUAUUAUUGAACUACCUUAAAUACACAUUAGAAAGUUACGUCAAACAGGACUACAGUCUCAUAUACUUCCAUCACGGUCUGACAAGCAAAAACAAACCCUCCCUAGGUUGGUUAGUUCAGGCUUACAAAGCCUUCGACCGAAACUACAAGAAAAACCUCAAAGCCCUUUAUCUAGUCCAUCCAACGAGCUUUUUAAAAUUCGUUUCGCAAUUAUUCAGACCCCUCAUCAGUGCCAAGUUCGGAAAGAAGUUGAAUUACAUACAUAGGCUGAAGGAGCUCAACGAAUUUGUUCCUAUAGAAAAAUUGGACAUUCCUAAUGAAGUGAUAGAACACGACAAAAAACUUGGCGGCGAAAUUCCUUUACAUCCGACAACCGAUUCUCCGUUUGAACCAGCUUCUCCCACCCAGCAAUUUGGGGUUACGUUGCAGUAUAUUAGAGACCAGUACAAUGUGAUUAUUCCUCCAGUAGUUAAACAAUGUAUAGACUACUUGGACCAACCUGACGCCCUCGAAACUGAAGGCAUUUUCCGAAGGUCGGCGAACGCCGUAAGAGUGAGAGCGUUGAAAGAAGUCUCCAAUGCCGGUCAAAAGUUGACGUUCGAAGAUCCUCACGAAGCUGCGGUGCUGUUGAAAAAGUUUUUGAGGGAAUUGAAGGAACCGCUUUUGACUUAUGAGCUGUAUGAUGAAAUUUUACAGUUUCAAAGCUGGAAUAAUGAUGAAAGACUGAGAUUGGUGUCGAUUCUUGUAAUGGAGAAGCUUCCAGAAGAUAAUUAUAAGGUGUUAAAGUAUAUCAUUAGAUUUUUAUCCAGGGUAAUGGAAAGGUCUGACCUUAAUAAAAUGAAUGCACAAAAUUUAGCCGUAGUGUUUGGACCAAACUUGGUAUGGUCCGACAUUGUAUCGAUGUCGUUAGCUGCCAUAGGACCCAUAAAUACCUUCACGCAAUUCUUGCUCGUGCAUCAGAACGAGAUAUUUAUGAUUUAAGGUUUUCUUCAUCAGUGUACUGUGUACUGUGAUUUUGUUGCAUUUUUUUUAUAUUUAUGAACAAAUUUUAAUAUACAAUUUAUAUGUAACUAUUAACGAACCUAUUUAUUAUUUUUGAUAGUAUCAAUAUUGUGAUUAAAACUCCAAAUAAAUGAAAUUUAUGUUACUAAAAUUAGAA
Psylliodes chrysocephalus is the source of this 1778-nucleotide messenger RNA. Lineage: Eukaryota; Metazoa; Arthropoda; Insecta; Coleoptera; Chrysomelidae. The record is from the annotation of a GenBank genome assembly.